CAACGCGAAGCUGGCAAACGUAAUACGAUAAUAAUUGUAGCUGAAGGUGCCAUUGACGAUAAUUUAAAACCUAUCAAAUCUGAAGAUAUAAGAAAACUCUUGAUUGAGGUGAAAAUUGACACGAGAGUCACGACGUUAGGACAUAUUCAACGUGGUGGUGGACCAUGUGUUUAUGAUCGGAAUCUUGUUACUCUGCAGGGUUUUGAAGCUGUAAAAGCUGUUCUUCAAGCAACUCCAUAUACUCCAUCUCCGAUGAUUUCUGUAAGAGAGAAUAAACUCAUGUGUGAACCGUUAAUGGAGGCUGUUGAAUUGACCCAUCAGGUCUCUGAAGCUAUUGCGGAAAAAAAUUUCCGUAGAGCAAUGAAAUUGCGAGACCCUGAAUUUGCCCAAGGUUUCGAUGCAUAUUUGUCUACGUCCUUUAUGGAGAAUAAAGUAUCAUUGCAAGGAAAUCAUGGACGUGCUGCUGUUCGAGUUGCUAUUAAUCAUGGUCAUAAGCCUAUUGCUAUAUAUAAUGGCUUUACCG
Molecule: messenger RNA, 523 nt
Organism: Racocetra persica
Lineage: Eukaryota; Fungi; Glomeromycota; Glomeromycetes; Diversisporales; Gigasporaceae
Source: the annotation of a GenBank genome assembly